Messenger RNA from Liolophura sinensis, 2552 nucleotides. RefSeq lists its product as uncharacterized. The transcript is spliced from 4 exons. NCBI's taxonomy places the organism in Eukaryota, Metazoa, Mollusca, Polyplacophora, Chitonida, Chitonidae. The record is from RefSeq and is a predicted model, not a curated record. The coding region runs from base 1 to 2520 and encodes 839 amino acids.
AUGGCGUCGCUAAAGCGAUUCGCCGACACAACGGAGGAAGAGAUUGAAGUAAAACGUAUCAACAUUAAUGCCAAAAACACCGUGAAGGCCAACGGCAAGUGCAGUCGAAUAUUGCGUGCAUACCUCGUUGAAAAAUGUCAGCCAGCAGACUUUGAAAGUUUUGGUGAGGCUGAGUUGAGUGAAGCGUUGUCGCAUUUUUACGUCGAUGCACGAAAACCGGACGGCGAACAAUACAAGGCUGCAUCGCUGGAAGCGAUUCGCCAUGGACUAAAUCGCUAUCUCAAAGCGCCGCCUCACAACAAAACAUUCGACAUCAUCAAGGACCCAGCAUUUAAUGAGGCUAACAAGAAUUUUAAAGCCGCUAUGGUGGAGUUGAGAAAGGCAGGCCUGGGAGAUACAACACACCAUCUUCCCAUUGGCGAAAAUGACCGGGCCAAGUUAUACAGCUCGCCACAUAUGUCCACGAAAACACCCACCGGUCUCCUCAAUAAGGUUCAGUUUGAUGUGAGACUUUAUCUGUGUCGACGUAGAGCAGAAAAUAUGCGCUCCAUGACCAAGUCAACAUUCGUCGUCGACACUGAUCCCAAAACAGGACUUAAAUUUGUGACCAAGAAACACCAAGGGCUGCAUGGUGAAAAGGAGAGCGCUUGUGUCAUGCCCGAAAGCCCAGGUUCGCCAUUUUGUCCUGUAGCGUCAUUUGAAGCUUAUUUGGCGAAACUUCAUCCUGGAUGUGACAGCUUGUGGCAACGGCCUUUUGUUAAAUUUUUGAAUGAAGACCCCGUGUGGUACUAUAAUGUAGCCGUGGGUGAAAAAAUGCUGUCAUCUUUCAUGACGAGACUUAGCGUGGCCGCUGAGUUAUCCAAGGUUUAUUCAAACCAUUCCAUCAGAACCACUGGGUCUGUUAUUUUGUCAAAAGCCGUGUUUGGAGCAGAUCAAGUAAUUACUGUAACUGGCCUCAAGCCUGUUCAGGCACUGACAGUGUAUCAGAAGGUUGACAGAAUUAUUAUUCAGGGCAUUAUAGAACACCAAUCAAGCAUUGCAAAGGUUGACAAUGAUAACACAUCGAAAAUGGCCAAUACGUUGAGGACAAGCCUUUCGUCUGAUCACCUGCAGCUUUCUCAGGUGACACAACAAGACGUAGCUUUACCCGAGUACACUACAACUGAGGCUGCUACUACAAACCGCCAUUCUUCAUUCAACCAGCAUAUUGCAGAUGGAAAACCAACUGUAGAAAACCCAGAUCCAGUAUCUGAUAAUCCUUAUGAUCAUCUUGUACCCGUACCAGACCUAGCAAGGGAGCCAGCACAAGAAAUGGAGACUACAAGUAUGAAGCAGGACGAAAACGAAAUACAAAGUGGAAUUUUGAGUAAGUUUGAUAUCCUCGCGUUAGCCGCUGGAAAUAGAAAGGUUUCUGUUAAAGACGAAAGUCUUGAACUAAGCGACAGUGCCAAAAAGCCUGAUAUGAUGGCGGAGAUAGACAGACUUCGUGAGGAAAUAGCUAGAGUAUGUCUAGAAAAAGAAGACCUACAACGUGCUGUCGAAUAUCUUCAGCAUGAGUUGCGUGCAAAAGAAGAAACCAAAGUUCAUUAUUUUCGAUUUUCUACACUGCAGCUGAAAGACUUUGAGUAUUAUACUGGGUAUCUCUAUGAAAGCUUUCUUGAGCUCAGUAAGUUUCUCAUUCCCAGUGAUGAAGCACCCUUCCAACACUCCAAACCCCUGAAUUGUUUAUCAGAGUUAACGUUUCAGGACCAGCUUUUGUUAGUUUUGAUGAAGUUACGUCAAGACUUUGACUUUAGACAUUUGGCAACAUUGUUUGGAACUUCAUCACAAGACUGCUGUGGUGUUUUCAGUGACUGGAUGAAUUACAUGUUUUAUAAGUUUGGAUCUGUGCCCACAUCUAUAUGGCCUCACAGGGAUACAAUCAUUGAAAAUAUGCCAACUGAGUUUAAGCAGGACUUUCCAAACACUCUGUCCAUUAUUGAUGUAACAGAAGUCAAAAUACAAAGACCACAGACUGUGAGGACAGAGAGCCAGAGUCAGUUUUACUCGGACAAGACCUGCACCACAUUGAAAGGAAUCAUUGGUGUGGAUCCUAGAGGAGCCAUUACAUUUGUAUCUAUGCUUCACUACAGUUCUAUGUCAAAUAAAGACUUGGUAAAGCUUUGUGGCUUCUAUCGAAUUUUGAAACAGUUGCUGCAAAGUGGAGUGAUGAAGGAAGGAGAUGGAAUAAUGGCAGGUAAGGAUUUCCCAAUAGAAAAAGAAAUUCAGAAUUUAGGACUGGAACUGAAUGUUCCUCCCAUUGCUCCAUCAUCUACGAGUGAGAUGUCUGCUUCUGAUGUGACUCAAAUGAACAAGAUCGCUAAACAUCAUGUCCAUGUUGAACAAGCCAUCGCGCGUAUUAAAGAGUUCAAAAUAUUGUCAAGCAAGUCGAGCCUAGGACUGUUUAAAUCAGUGAAUCAAAUUUGGAGGGUGUGUUGUCUAUUGACUAAUUUUAUGCCAUUCCUCACAAAUAAGGAUUGAAAGCAGAUUUUGUUUCAUUGACUCUCUUUUAC